Messenger RNA from Leucoraja erinaceus (little skate), 1985 nucleotides. RefSeq names its product hydroxysteroid dehydrogenase like 2 (gene hsdl2). The record is from RefSeq and is a predicted model, not a curated record. Lineage: Eukaryota; Metazoa; Chordata; Chondrichthyes; Rajiformes; Rajidae. The transcript has 11 exons. The coding region runs from base 291 to 1544 and encodes 417 amino acids. Gene Ontology annotation, cellular component: mitochondrion.
GAGUGUGGAAAGGCUGGAAAAACGCGCUAGUGCACGAUUUCCAGUGGGGACUUUUAAUUAAAAAAAACAAUUUAGUUGCAGUGAUUUAUAUUCUAUCCUUACUGAAAAAAUAUCCCCGCACCAUCUCGCUCUUGUGACGGUUGCACUGAAAGUGGAGCAAAGGGCAUCUCCAGCGUGGAGCCUUCAUUGAUUAGUCUUUGCGACCUCGCAUCCCCACCCCCACCACACCGACGAUUUGCGACCGGGUCGGGUUUAUUUUUGCACAUUGCCGUUACAAUACUAUCCCGAAGAUGUUACAAAACACGGGGAAACUUGCAGGUCGCACACUUUUCAUUACUGGUGCCAGUCGCGGCAUUGGUAAAGCAAUUGCCUUGAAGGCAGCUAAAGAUGGUGCCAAUAUUGUGAUUGCCGCUAAAACUGCAGAGGCACACCCCAAACUACCAGGCACAAUAUACACAGCGGCAGAGGAAAUUGAAGCUGUCGGGGGCAAGGCUUUACCGUGUUUGGUUGAUGUGCGAGAUGAGGAGCAAAUCAGCGAGGCAGUGAAGAAUGCAGUGAAGACCUUUGGAGGCAUAGAUAUUUUGAUAAAUAAUGCAAGUGCCAUAAAUCUGACUGGUACACUGGACACGCCGAUGAAGAAAGUGGACCUCAUGAUGAGUGUCAACAGCAGGGGUACCUACCUAACGUCCAAAUUAUGCAUUCCUCACUUGAAAAAGAGUGCAAAUGGCCACAUCCUGAACUUGAGUCCACCUCUCAACAUGAACCCAGUCUGGUUCAAGAAUCACUGUGCGUACACCAUGGCUAAAUAUGGGAUGUCGAUGUGUGUUCUGGGUAUGGCUGAGGAAUUCAUGGGAGAAAUUGCUGUUAAUGCUUUGUGGCCAAAAACUGCAAUUCAUACAGCAGCGAUGGACAUGCUGGGAGGAUCGGAGGUGAGCAGCCAGUGCAGGAAGCCUGAGAUAAUGGCUGAUGCUGCCUAUGCCAUUUUCUGCAGGCCAAAGUCAUUCACUGGCAACUUUGUCAUCGAUGAAGAAUUCCUUCAAACAGAAGGCAUAAGAGACUUUGAUGUUUAUGCGGUUGAACCAGGCCAUCCACUAUUACCUGAUUUCUUUUUGGAUGAAGAUCCAGUAAGCUUAGCCAAGAAGAUGCAAGACUACGGUGCAACUCCCAAGUUUGAAGCAGGAAAACAGCAGGUUUCAGCAACAGCUCAAGGACCUGUCGCCGAGACGUUCAAGGCUAUUGAUGGAGCACUCACUCCUGAGGUGGUGAAAUCCACAGCAGGGGUUUAUCAGUUUGAAUUGUCUGGUGAUCACCCGGGCACCUGGUACAUUGAUUUAAAGAAUGAAAAUGGCGGCACUGGGCAAGGAAGCUUCCCAGGAAAGGCAGAUGUACAGAUGAACAUGAGCAGCGAGGACUUUGUAAAAAUGUUUGCAGGUAAAAUGAAACCAACUCUGGCCUUCAUGUCAGGCAGGUUGAAGAUAAAAGGAGACAUGACCCUUGCCAUCAAACUGGAAAAGCUGAUGACCCAGCUCAAGUCUAAACUGUAACCGCUGACCAACACAGCUGUCAGUUUCUUCACUUGUCACUGCACAAUGUUGAUUUAUUACUUCCUAAUGACCAGUUAAUUUUAUUUUGCAAAAUGUUGAUGCCAAAACCUUAGCCAGAAAAUUCUAUUUUUGCAGUAAUGUCAUAUUGAAAUUUCUAAAGGAAUUUGUUCUUGGUUACUGGGGAUUUUAAUUAACUAUGUAUAACUCAUCCUUGUAUCUACUCAUCAUAUAGGUUGGCUGAAUGUGUUCAGGGAUUACAUUGAAUGAUUGUAAUUGUUUACAGUGGGGGCAUGCUUUUGUUAAUCUGGUUAAUAUCUUUGAGCUCAUUAAUAUUUUGAUCAUUUGAAGAAGACUUCCAAUGUAAUUAUUUUUAAUAAGCUAAUUUUCUUCCUUCCAUUUUAUGAACAGUUAUGGUUACCAUAAAGAUUGAUAAACAUCAAA